This is a messenger RNA of Scophthalmus maximus (turbot), 6399 nucleotides long. RefSeq names its product E2F transcription factor 1 (gene e2f1). Bases 1189 to 2547 code for a protein of 452 amino acids. NCBI's taxonomy places the organism in Eukaryota, Metazoa, Chordata, Actinopteri, Pleuronectiformes, Scophthalmidae. Gene Ontology annotation, biological process: G1/S transition of mitotic cell cycle; regulation of transcription by RNA polymerase II. Gene Ontology annotation, molecular function: DNA-binding transcription factor activity, RNA polymerase II-specific; protein dimerization activity; RNA polymerase II cis-regulatory region sequence-specific DNA binding. Gene Ontology annotation, cellular component: Rb-E2F complex. The record is from RefSeq and is a predicted model, not a curated record. The transcript is spliced from 7 exons.
GUAAAAAAGAUUUCGCGCGAAAACCGUCCCGAGCCUUGUUUCGAUGUAGAUCAGCUGGGACAAUAACAACAAUAACAGCCGAUAACGGGGUCGGGACGGCGCCCCUUGGACGCGGACCGCUGCCGGAGUGAAAGACCGAAGGGGCCGGCGGCUGCCCUCGCAGAGGAUGCGUGUGUAUUCCACCGCUUUAUUUGCUUUUAUUUCCACUUUUGUCGGACUGCUUCCUGCGUGCACCCAACACAACGAGGGGCUCCGAAGGAACUGCGGCUAAUAACUCGGCUAACAUGCUAACGUGCCACUUAUGCUCCCGCUGAACGGAUUUGUGUGCCGAGCGGCUCCUUCACGCAGACGCCUUUUUGGGGAACAUGGCGAUGCCCUUUGUACCGUGGAAGUCUCCUGGCGAUAGCACACUUCUGGAAAGCUGCCGCAAAGUUGCGACCGACUCGUAAGCGAGCCCCGUCGGGUUAGGGUCGGGUCGGGAGAAACGCCGCAGGUGCUCCCUCUGCGGGAGGCGCACCUGGCGGCCGCACGCGCCCCCUGCGCGAACUUUGCGCGGUCCGGACAGGAGCUAGCUGGUUAGCAGCUGAGGGCACCGUGCGGCCGAGGCCUCGCGGCUCUACUGUACACUGACAGCACACGGAUGACAACAAAAGAUUAGCCCGCUAGCUCGCUAACCUCCUGCGUUGUUUUUUUUAUUAUUAGCCAAUGUGCGACUCUUUUUCUUUCUUCCCCCUGACAAUCGUAGGCGGCUGGGGGGGGGGGGUCGGUAAUGCGUCGAGCAAUAUUCGAUCGGCCAAAUCUCCUGUUUGGCAGCACGCCCUGUGCUGUGGUGUCAGCGUAAGUGUCGGAAGCGAUUGAGCACGUCGCAAUUCGCGAGAGUGAUAACUCGUAACGUGUGGUCGUGUGUCGCCCUGUGGGCCGGGACGUGUGCGUGUUGAGAAACUGUACAAUCUGGGAAAGUGGAGAAGGAGCAACAUGGUGGAGCCGCCCGCGAUCCCCCGCAAGAACACUCCCAGGAGCUCCCACCAUUGUUCCCCGAGUCCACUGAGGGCAGCAGAUGCAAAGUGGUGUUGAACCUCCUUGUCUGAACCACAGCACCGUAGUGUUUGGACCCCCCCCCACACACACACACUCCCCUGCCCCUCCCCAAAAAGUCCAGCGAAGGGGCCACCCGGUGACACACUUGCCAUGUCAGAGACUCUGAUCACGGGGCAGACAUCGGAGGACCUGCUGGCCGACUUCGAGACGCUGCUGAACUCGGGGAGCCUGGGCGCGGACCACCAGAUCGUGAUCAUCACCAGCCCCGGCAGCGAGGGUCUCCACCCGGCCGCCGCCCCCACCAGCACUGGGGAGAUCCUGCUGUUCGCCACGCCCCAGGGCCCCGCCAACGUUGGCGUCCAGGACAAGAGGCGGCCGGCCCUGGGAAGACCUCCGGUAAAGAGGAAGUUGGAUCUGGACAGCGACCAUCAGUAUGUCAGCACCACUCGACCGUCCGUGGGCCCAGCGCCGCCCUCCACACCUGCCCCGCCCAGAGUUCCCCAAAGCACGACGGAGAAGUCGCGGUAUGACACGUCCCUGAACCUGACCACCAAGCGCUUCCUGAGCCUGUUGUCCCAGUCGGCCGACGGCGUGGUGGACCUGAACUGGGCCUCGCAGGUCUUGGAUGUCCAGAAGAGGCGCAUCUACGACAUCACCAACGUCCUGGAGGGAAUCCAGCUCAUCUCCAAGAAGUCCAAGAACAACAUCCAGUGGCUUGGUAAUCGAAUCGACGCAGCACUGGUUUCCCGCCACAAGGAGCUGCAGAGGGAGGUGUGUGACCUCACCGAGGCCGAGGAGCAGCUGGACGAGCUCAUUUCCAAGUGCAACCUGCAGCUCCAGCUGCUCACAGAGGACCCGCAGAACAAGAAGCUGGGCUACGUGCGCUGCCAGGACCUUAGGACGUCGUUCGAUUCCCCAGACCAGCUGGUGAUGGUGAUCAGGGCCCCACCAGAGACCCAGAUGCAAGUGUCAGAACCCAGCGAGGGUUACCAGGUUUCGCUGAAGAGCACGCGUGGCGCAAUCGACGUCUUCCUCUGUCCAGAAGACAGCUCAGGCGUCUGCAGCCCCGUGACAGGAAGCAGUCCCACCAAACCCAGUGCUGACCCCUCCCUGGCCCCGCCCCCCGCGCAGCCGGCGGACCAGUCACGCGCGAGAAGUGCCACGGCCGCCCUGGAGGUGGAUUUAUCGUCCCCGUCGUCGACGUCUUCCACGGUGACCGCAUCCUCCCAGCAGGACCCCUCAUCUCUGGUGUUAGGUGGGCACACAGAAUCGCUGCUGGGUGGCGAUCCGUUCUCCGGCCUCGGGGACAUGCCCGACUUUGACCUCUCGCCCCUCUCCUCCUCGGACUUCCUGAGCGGAGACGGCCUCCCCCUCCCGUUGGACGGCUUCAUCAACCUGUCCCCGCCACACAGUCACGACUACCACUUCGGACUGGAGGACCACGAAGGCAUCAGCGAGCUGUUUGACUGCGACUUUGGUGACCUGUCGCAGGUUUUGGGAGACAGUUAGAUGAUGGCGAAGGAGGAAUGAGGGGGAAAUCUUUCUAAAUUGGGGACUAUUCCCUCUGUCCUCUGUGGCUGCUGAAGGAGGGCUGGAAAUCAACAUUUUACCGACAGAUCUUUGUUAAAAUAAAACCCCAACAUGUUUGCGUUUUAAUUGGUGGGUGGAGGGUAAAUUAUUUGCGUAAUUGCCUGUGACCCCCACUUACGAAAUCUCGGACGUCCCCCAAAAUUGUACAGCACACGAUUAGCACUUCUCCUUGGCCCCUUAAAGGUUUUAGACCGAGACUUCAGCUUUAGUAUAGCUAUUUAAAUUAUUUAUAUGAACAUUGUUUUGAUAUUUUGUACCAAGUGAGGUUGUUGCUGUCGAUGAUAAUGUUUGUGCAGGUGCUCGUGUGCGGAGUACGGACUCAUUCGGCUUGGUUUCCUUCACGCCGGUUGGCUGCGACUCGCGGGGCUGGUUUCUAGGUCGGCUCAGUCGUCAAGUGUUUUCUCCGGAGGGACGCUGCUUCAAUGAAACCAGUGUUGGUGGUAGUGACAGAUUCAUGGCUGAGCUUUCUGAAAUAAUAUCGGAGCUAUAGUGUAGCUCUUUGUCGUCGUCGUCCCCCCCACACACACACACACAAUGGCAGUUAUUCUACAUUAGUCCUCUCCCUCACCAAUGUUUUGUUUCUAAAAGACUGGAAUCCUGAAGGAACUGGAUGAUCUGACGGUGAAAAUCUCAGGCCGCAGCUCCACAGUCUCAGUAGAGUUUGUCAUAAAUUGUCUAUUUGAGUGGAUUCAAACUCGUCUUCGGCGUAGUGAACCCCAUCUUAGAACGAGGACGCUUUUGGGAACUGAUCUCUCUUGAAGAAAAUGAUAACGUGAGCGGCUACCGUGACAUUUUCAAUAUAUUUCUCCCCCCACUCCUUCAAAAAUAAACCUCCCACGUUGCCACGUUCGUCCUCUACGCGUCUGGAGAUAACUCAGAAUGCUCAGAAGCCAUUGCAGAGAAUCGAAAUGAAAAAUAAUAAAGUCUCGAAGGAAAAAAAGAUGUCUUUAAAGUCGUGUGUAGGAAACCAGGCGAUGAGAGACUGCUGCAGUUGUGGUAGCGGGUAAGAACUAGUACUGAAUAUAUUUGUUCCGUAUUGGUUAGCUAGGCAUUUGGCCUUAGUCUCAGGUGUUCAGAGCAAAGUGUUCCAUUGACCCAUUGUGAUGCAACGUGAGCGGGACCGGUUCAGAGGGUGACGCGCAGGUUGGUGGUCGAUUUUUUUCUUUUUCUUUUUCUUUUUCUUUUACAGGUUUAGAAAACGCUCGGAAGACGGCGCAUGUUUUAAAAAGAUUCCCUUUUUAACCUUUUUCCGCCGAGGGUUCGAGUGAGAGGGAGGUUUUUCACCAGACUGCCUGUAGACUGAUGCUCCAUAACCCGCCGGCUGUCCGACUGGUCAUGUGGGCAGGCUCCCGGCAGGUUCUUGAGCUCUGAUCGCAUAAAGCGAACCAUUCAAUCUUCAUUGCAUGUUUUAAUUUUCUUUUUUUUUUUGGGGGGUCUGAAAGCAUUAGUGCAGUUUGUUUUAUUAUUAUGGGUUAAUACAUAUGCAUCUUUGCUUUUUUUUUAUCCGUCAUAUCAUUGUAGAACAGCGAUGGCUUCAGGAGGGGAGAAGUGGAAGUGGUGGAACCUCGAGGGGAAUCCAACAGGGACAUGCUGAUACCGCUCAGUUAAUGUUCAUGCCUUAAAUCAAUGACCUUUACCAAGUAAAGGGAUGAACAUCUUAUCUUAGCCCCCCCCCCCCCCCCCAAAAGGAUCAAUACGUCCUUGUUUUCCUCACUGUCGUUGCACCAGGCGUCUUCUCCCCAUGCGACCACACACCCUUGUCGGGUUUCCGUCGAAACCACAUUGAUUUUCGAAUCAAGUAGCAAUAACCGACGUUUUCCACGUGUGCUCUGCGCGAGAUUUGAAAAAAACACAAAACUGUCCUGCUACACGUUGCGCAUUGUCGUAGGUUUUCUUGUUUUUUCUAAGUUAUGUAAGCUAACCAUGUAUAACGUCUUUUUGCAUUCCUGUGUGUGUGUGUGUGUGUGUGUGUGUGUGUGUGUGUGUGUGUGUGUGUGUGUGUGUGUGUGUGUGUGUGUGUGUGUGUGUGUGUGUGUGUGUGUGUGUGUGUGUGUGUGUGUGUGUGUGUGUGUGUGUGUGUGUGUGUGUGUGUGUGUGUGUGUGUGUGUGAGAAAAAUUAUGUUUUGUUGAAUUUCAUAUUUAUUUAAAAAAAAAAACUGUUUUUGAUUUAAAAGUAAAUGCUACAAAAAUUGUCAUUCCUUUGCAGGCAGGAAGGGACUGUUGGAGCCAAACAAGUCAUUCAUUGUUAAACGUUUCCUUUAACGGUGAAAAGAAGUACUUGUUUCGUAAAGUCGCUUCUCAUCAGUAGCCAUAUUUUUUCCUUUCCCCAUCAUGGAGAAUAUAUUUUUCUGUCUUACCUUUUGUACAUGUGCAACCUUUAUAUUGGCUGAUGACGCCCCAAAACUAUUUUUCAACAGAAACGUGAUUGAUUUCGCUUGAGCUGAGCUCUGUGUAUAGCUAUAAUUCUUCCGACCCUGUUCAGCCUUCUCAGUAACAGUUGGGACAUACAAACAUUGCAGGUGUGGGCAACGUCGCUGUUGUAAGGCGGUACACGUAUCACCGCGGAGACGGUGGGUGACUCACGUGAACGUGUGGGAAAUGUUUGAUCCGGUCAUCGUUUAGUUUUCUUUCCCUUUUUUCCAAUGAAGUCUGGAAACAUUACAGGUGCCAUGUGUACGUUUCUGGCUGUCGCCACAUGGCUCGUGUCUGCGUCGACACCUGUUCACCUGCCGCUCUAGCACACGUGGGCUCAGCAGCAAACUUCAUUCCUUUGUGUUGCAGCGGAAAAGCAACGCCAGUGUACUCUUUUGUUCUGCCUCUGUUUCGGCCGGCAGACACCACUUACUGUACUUAUAGCACCUUUUUAAAAAUCCAGCAUAUGAGUUCGACAGCAUCUGAAAAGCUUUUCAACUGACAGCGUUUUUACAAGCCAAUAAAAUGGUCGGCUUCUUAGAAUGUAAAAUGAUUAUUACUAUUUUUUUGGGGGUCCGUCUGUGUUGGCGACUGAACCGAUCAACGUUGUGUUUGUCUGAAGUGAGCAGUUUGUGUUACUCCGUGUGAGAGUCGUGCCAUGUCCCGGUUCUCUGCUGGACAAAUGCAGUGCCUUGUUGGGGUAAAAUAUGAGUUCUUAAUGAAAAGUCAAAUCGGGAUUCAUUUUGUGUGUGGUCUUGGUUAAAUAAUGCAGGGUUUUUUUUUUUUUUCAAGGGUUUUUGUUUUGGGGGAGAAAGAAAAGUUCAAGUUAACAUUUGCACCGUGGGUUGAAAUCAAGUCACGUACAGUCAAAACUCCAGAGAGAAUUAUCUGCACAAGUGUCUUCGGGAACGAUACGGAGCAAAGCGAGUGCGAGUACACGGGCAGGAUUUUUCUGAAAAAUAAAUGUGUCCCAGCUGUAUUGAAUCCAUCAUGAAAUACAACAUUUGAUCCAAACUAUCUAAUGCUAUCAACACCUAUAAAAGGUGUAUUUCCUCGUGUGGAAGUCACUGUUGAAUUCUGCAAAAUCAGUGGAAGUUUGCGUCACAUAACAGGACUGAAGUGAAUUGACUCCAACCCUUCUUUUUUUUUCUUUUUUUUUUGAGUCUAAGUGCUUUUAAGGGAAACUGUGGCUUAUCCUGCAACUUUACAAUCAACCACAUUUAUUCCUUUUUUUUGCACUCUUUAUUUGGGUUUAAAAAGAAAAAAAAUACAGAUUUGUACUUGUCAAUUAGUAAUAGGCUACAAUAUGCCCUUUUUGUAUCGCCUUUUCUUUGACAAAAAUAAAAUUAACUAUUUUAA